AUGGCAAAACCAUAUAAUAACAACGAGGAAAUCGGUGGCAUCUCGUCUGAUAACACACACAAUGCCUCUUGUGAUAGCUGUCGAUCAGCUAAGAUCUACAGUGAUCGAUACAAAUGUUUACAAUGUAUUGAUUAUGAUUUAUGUGGUCACUGUUUCGAAGAACGACGUGAAACACGACCACACUCGAGUGGUCAUGCAAUGGUUCAUUUUAAAAUACCUAAUGAAUUAUUCGGUCAAGUUUAUAAGGCCAUUUGGUUAUCGAAAAAUCGUGAAGUAGCAUGCAAAGUAAUUCGAGUGACAGCACAUCGACGCCAUUUGGAAGAUAGUUUUCGAAAAGAACUAAAUGCUUAUGCUGAACUAUCAGGCGCUUACAUUCUCAAAACAUUUGGCUAUGGAGAACGUCUGAUAGCCAAUGGUAUCAAAGAAUGUUAUUUGAUAACCGAAUUGAUGCAUCGCGGAAGUCUUUCAAAUGUCAUUCACAAUGGUAUUGAGAAAAUUUCACUUCGACGUAAAUUGACCAUGGCAUGCCAUGUUGUUAGUGGUAUGCGCAAGUUACACGCUCACACAAUGAUUCAUCGUGACAUCCGUCCCGACAAUAUUCUUGUCUCAAGUAACUACACAGCUAAAAUCGGUGAUAUGGGUAUAGCUCAUGUCUUCAAUCCGGAAGAAAAACACACAUUAAUAGGUUGUUUGCCAUUUAUGCCACCAGAGUUUCAUAGGCCAGUCUAUUCACUGCCACCAAGACCACGUUUCAAUUCGGAUUUGAUUCGUCAGUACUUCGAUGAUAUGAUGAAACAAUUCAAUAGUAUUCGUCAUCGUAUUGGUUUUCGCCGAUCAAAACAUCAACAGCCAGCUCCGCAAGGCGUUCAAGGAAUGAAAUACUUCGACGAUGCUUGCAAUGAUGAUCAUGAUCAGGUCAUCAAACUCGAGCCAAUAAAAAUUGAUAAGCGACCAGCGCGAUGUCCUAGUCCACCAUCGAAUUUUCCUCGAGCUCAAGAAGAGAGUCAACAGCAGUUUCUCAAUGCGGUAAAACAUCCACGAUCACGUACACCAGUUCCUCUAUGUCCACAUUUCGACAAUCAAAUGCAUCAGCAACAUAUUUUCCAUAGAGUGGGUGCAUUUCGGCCAAUCAACGCUAACAAUGACAUUCAUCAGCGCGUUAUUGAAUUUCAUUUGAAUGCCGGUUUUGAUCAAAGUCCUAGACAGUUUCAUCGCAUGAUGCAUCAAUUCCAAUAG
Molecule: messenger RNA, 1236 nt
Organism: Rotaria sp. Silwood1
Lineage: Eukaryota; Metazoa; Rotifera; Eurotatoria; Philodinida; Philodinidae
Source: the annotation of a GenBank genome assembly